AUGGAAAUAAGCGCAUCCGGAAAAUCUCAAAUUAUUGGUGAUGUGAAGGAACUUGGCGAUACUUUUAUUGCAUUAGGUUAUAAUGGUAAUAUUGGAGUUAAUAUCGCUGUCGGAAAAAAUAAUUCACAGCCUUAUAUCGAUUUAGAAUCUGAGAAUGAGUAA
Messenger RNA from Racocetra fulgida, 162 nucleotides. The record is from the annotation of a GenBank genome assembly. Lineage: Eukaryota; Fungi; Glomeromycota; Glomeromycetes; Diversisporales; Gigasporaceae.